AAAAUAAUAAUCUAUUUUCGCCGACACCCAGUUAGGCAGUUACUGUCUUUUCUCUUCCCUUCCCUCUCCCCCCCGGGAAUAUUAUUUGCCAUGAUCGCUCUGAGCCGUCCAGUAACGGCUGCUCCCGUCGUAUCGGGGUUGCCCCUAGUAUAUCGUCUCCUCACUAUCUACCGAUUCUACACUUCUGGCGCAGCCCAACCGCAGCUCGACCCCGAUUACUACUACUACAACGAUAACAGCAGCAACUACUAUGAGCCGAGCAGCAAUCGGCUUGCCAAGGCUCCAAUGGCCGACGCCGAAAGCUCGGUUCCGACAAGAGGAGUGCACUGGGCGUUCAUAGGAUAUCCGCGUAUCAAGAAGCGCGUGUACGUUGAGAGACUAUCCAAGCUUCUAGAAGUCCCUUACAUUUCUAUGGCUAGUCUCGUUCGUCAAGAGCUGAAACCAGGCACCUCUCUCUACAAACAGAUUGCAAAUGCUGUUAAUCGCGGGCAACUUGUUCCAGAGGAUAUAAUUUUUGGCUUGCUGUCUAAGAGGUUGGAAGAUGGGUAUUACAGAGGUGAAAUUGGUUUUAUUUUGGAUGGAAUUCCUCGUUCACAGUUACAAGCUGAGAUUCUUGAUGAACUUGCAAAGAUUGAUUUGGUAGUGAAUUUUAAAUGCACCGAUGAUUUCUUGAUAAAGCACCAAGAAGAAGGUGCUUGGAAAGAUAAGCUCCGAGCCUAUGUUGAGAAGGUAAACGAGCAAACCACUAGAAGAUUAUUACAGGAAACAGAAAAAGCUUCUUGACUUUCAAGUCGGCGGUGCACCUGGAGAGACCUGGCAAGGGCUUUUGGCUGCAUUGCGUCUACAACAUAUGAAUGCUGUUAAUUGUUCGAAGAAGCUGACUUCAGGAUAUACCUUGCUUUAAAGUUCCUUUUGGUGCCUACUUCAUUUUAAAUACGAGCCCCGGAAAUAUCACUGGUGAAUUUCCCUAGGAUAUGUAGAUGUCUUUUUUCUUUUUCGUGCAACUGUGAACAAUUUUGAUGAUGCAACGUGUGAUAUAUUGAUGUGUGUGCUCUUUUGUAAUUAUCUAGGUAUGCCUAUGAUGUACAAACAUUUUAAAUUGUUACAAACUCGCCAUGACAAAUAUAGUAUUUAGCUAUAAAUGUUUUCGUCCCCAAA
Messenger RNA from Manihot esculenta (cassava), 1158 nucleotides. RefSeq names its product probable adenylate kinase 7, mitochondrial. The transcript is spliced from 5 exons. The record is from RefSeq and is a predicted model, not a curated record. Lineage: Eukaryota; Viridiplantae; Streptophyta; Magnoliopsida; Malpighiales; Euphorbiaceae. Gene Ontology annotation, cellular component: mitochondrion; cytoplasm. Gene Ontology annotation, molecular function: ATP binding; AMP kinase activity. Gene Ontology annotation, biological process: nucleobase-containing compound metabolic process. The coding region runs from base 91 to 783 and encodes 230 amino acids.